AUGCGUUUCCUAGCGGCCGUUCUACUUCUGCCGACUAUUCUGGGAGAGAAGCUAGUUAUCCCAGAGGUACAAAGUGCAGUGAGCGCGCAGCUAGCAGAAUUCGGUGGGUAUACAAGCGAAUAUGGUUCGGCCGUAGUCAGUGAUGUCUCGCCGGUGAGCUCAAGCUCCGAAGUAAGGAAAACCGAAGAGCGAGCCACUAGCACCUACUGGUAUGAGACGAUCUCUCAUCAAGGCAUAUCAGCCUUCAAUUCCAACCCUGCGACUUACAAGGUCUACCGCAAUGUUAAGGAUUAUGGUGCCAAAGGAGACGGCAAAACCGACGAUACAGCCGCUAUCAAUAGGGCAAUCAGCGAUGGCAAUAGGUGCUCUCCAGGAUCAUGCUCUUCGUCUAGCACAACCAACGCCGUUGUCUACGUGCCCGCAGGGACCUAUGUGGUUUCUUCUUCGAUUGUCAGCUACUAUGCAACCAAUCUUAUCGGCAACCCGAACAACAUGCCUGUCUUGAAAGCGACGUCCGGAUUUUCUGGAUUCGGUGUCAUAGACGGUGCUAAGUACCAGGACGGCGGAGCUUUACCUUACGGAGCGACGAAUAUCUUCUGGCGCCAGGUCAGAAACUUUGUCAUUGACCUGACGGCUAUUCCAGCAGCAACUGAGGCGACGGGAAUCCAUUGGCCUACGGCGCAGGCGACCAGUUUACAGAAUAUCGUAUUCAAGAUGUCUAGCAUUGCGGGUACCAAACACCAAGGAGCCUUCAUCGAGUCAGGCUCUGGAGGUAUCUUAAACGAUCUUGUGUUUAACGGCGGUUUGUAUGGGGCCGUAUUUGGAAACCAACAGUUUACCGUACGAAACCUCACAUUCAACAACGCAGUUACUGCUAUCUACCAGCUCUGGGAUUGGGGUUGGACCUAUAAGAGCAUAUCUGUCAGUAAGUACCUACCCAAGCCCUUGUUGAACCCACAUAACUGUACGGUUGGCCUUGAUAUGGCUACCCGCGACACGAGCGGCGAAACUGUGGGAUCUGUCACCUUCUUUGAUAGCUCGUUUACAAACACGAAAAUCGCAUUUAAUAUCUCGCGAUCCGCAAAGUCCCAGCCGACAACAGGUGGUAGUCUUGCAAUUGAGAACGUCUCCCUGAAGAAUGUACCGACCGCUAUCCAAUACGGCCCAACCAAAAGCACCCUGCUUGCGGGUACCACAGGGUCGACGACCAUCGCCAGUUGGGUGAGCGGCAAUGUGUAUAAUCCCACCGGCCCUAAGACAACAGCUGGUUCUAUCGCUCCUCCUACCCGCCCGGCUGCUCUCGUGAGCAAUGGCAAAUUCUACGAGCGGUCGAAACCAUCAUAUGCCAAUCUCGCCUCGUCAUCAUUCUCUUCCGUCCGAACCGGUGGCGCUAAGGGCGAUGGUACGACCGAUGAUACUGCAGCUCUACAACGUGUCAUAACCGCGGCCGCUAGUGCCGGUCGUGUUGUUUACUUCGAUGCCGGGACUUACAAAGUAACUAAGACCUUACUUAUUCCAGCCGGCAGUAAAAUCGUCGGCGAAGGCUACCCCGUCGUUAUGUCCAGCGGGUCCUAUUUCAGUAACGUCAACUUUCCACAAGUUGUAGUACAGAUUGGUAACGCUGGCGAUACCGGGACAGUAGAGUGGAGUGAUAUGAUCGUGUCUACACAGGGCGCCCAAGCUGGUGCGAUUCUCGUCCGGUGGAAUAUCGCAUCGCCAGCCGGCUCGCCGAGCGGAAUGUGGGAUGUCCACACCCGAAUCGGAGGUACCACAGGCUCCAAUCUCUCUUUGGCCAAUUGCCCGUCAACACCAUCAUCCACAACCGUCAAUAGCCAAUGCGUCUCAGGCUAUAUGUCUAUGCACAUAUCAAAAUCAGCCUCAGGAAUCUACGCCGAAAACGUAUGGCUAUGGGUUGCAGACCACGAUGUAGACAACAGCGCACUAACGCAGAUCAAAGUCUAUGCUGGCCGAGGCCUGCUGGUUGAGUCAACGGUUGGAACAGUCUGGCUUGUGGGCACCAGCAUUGAGCACCACGUGCGAUACCAGUACCAGUUCAGCAAAACGCAGAACAUUUUCGCCGGUCAAAUCCAAAGCGAAACACCAUACUACCAGCCCAAUCCAGGUGCGCGACAGCCGUUCCCCCUGAACUUGACCAUCGACGACCCGAACUUCGAUAUCCUAUGCCCGCAAGGCUCAUCGCCGAGCACCUGCUCUGAAUCAUGGGGGCUUCGUAUUAGCGCCAGCAAGGGCGUUCUCGUAUAUGGUGCCGGCUUAUAUUCGUUCUUUAACAACUUUAGCACGGCCUGCUCUGCUAAGGGUGCUAGCUCGCUAUGCCAGACCGGAAUCGUUCAGUACGACUCGGCAAGUACCAAGGGAUUCUGGAUUUACGGCCUGAAUACCGUUGGUGCUUAUGGGAUGGUUUAUAGGGAUACCAGCAAGCUCGCGGACUAUUCGCAAAACGUUAACGUGUUCCCAAGCAGUAUCAUCGUAUUUAACAGUAAUAACUAA
This is a messenger RNA of Daldinia loculata, 2508 nucleotides long. RefSeq names its product glycoside hydrolase family 55 protein. Gene Ontology annotation, molecular function: polygalacturonase activity. NCBI's taxonomy places the organism in Eukaryota, Fungi, Ascomycota, Sordariomycetes, Xylariales, Hypoxylaceae. The transcript is spliced from 5 exons. The record is from RefSeq and is a predicted model, not a curated record. The coding region runs from base 1 to 2508 and encodes 835 amino acids.